This is a messenger RNA of Physeter macrocephalus (sperm whale), 972 nucleotides long. It is a transcript of the gene SOHLH1, whose product is annotated as spermatogenesis and oogenesis specific basic helix-loop-helix 1. Bases 1 to 972 code for a protein of 323 amino acids. The transcript has 8 exons. Gene Ontology annotation, molecular function: DNA-binding transcription factor activity, RNA polymerase II-specific; protein dimerization activity; RNA polymerase II cis-regulatory region sequence-specific DNA binding. Gene Ontology annotation, cellular component: nucleus. Gene Ontology annotation, biological process: regulation of DNA-templated transcription; spermatogenesis. The record is from RefSeq and is a predicted model, not a curated record. Lineage: Eukaryota; Metazoa; Chordata; Mammalia; Artiodactyla; Physeteridae.
AUGGCGUUCAGGGGUCCUGCGUCAGACGCUGGGCUUCCCGGAGUCCCCGGCUCCGAGGGGUGCAGCGGCCCUUUCCUGUUUGGUACCCAGUUAUGCUGCUUGGAUCUCGGCCAGGGCUUAGGCCAAGCCAGGGCCCCUGCGGUGGCGAAGGGUCCAGCCUCCAGCCUCCCGCGGAACGUGCUCAGCGAGAGGGAGCGCAGGAAGCGGAUCUCCUUGAGCUGUGAGCGCCUGCGGGCCCUGCUGCCCCAGUUCGACGGCCGGCGGGAGGACAUGGCCUCGGUCCUGGAGAUGUCGGUGCAGUUCCUGCGGCUCGCUAGUGCCCUGGUGCCUGGCUGGGAGAAGCAAGAUGAGACGUGGCACACGUGGCAGAAGGACGUUUUGCAGCUGGCCCUGGCGAGUCAGACCCCAGCAGGUGCCCUGGACCCCGGCGUGGGAACGUCCAGCGUGACCAUGCAGCAGGCCUCCCCGAGCUGUGCAGCUGCGGCUGUGGACGACGAGCCGCCCAGCCUGGUCCCCCGGUCUCCAGGCCUGAGUCCCUCCAGGGCCCUGAGGCCGCCCCUGCUGUGGUCUCCCCGCUCGCGGCAGCCACCCUCCCCGCUGGUGAGCGAAGCGUCUCAGAGCUGCUUGGGCCAGGCUGGGUCCCCAGGUCGAGGGACUGACAAGGCCGUAAUGCUGGGUGCCAGGUCUGUGUCGGGGUGUGACGUCGAAGAUGGGUCGUCCUUUCUGCUGACUGCCAGUCCUGACUGGUGGCUUGGGUCCCUGGAGGGCAGAGGCAGCAGUGCCCGUUCUCGGGUCCCCGCCAGAAGCAGCCCGCUGGACAGGGCAGAGCCCAGCUUCCUGGGCGACCACGAGCCCGGCUCCCAGGAUCCCCCAGACGGGCCCCUGGAGCCCUGGAGCUCAGACGUGAGCUGCCCCAGCUCGGCCCUGCGGGACGAGGUAGACAGCAUCUUCCCCGACUUUUUUGCUUCCUGA